AUGAAAGGCAUUCACUCUCUGGCCGGGCUGCUGCUCUUGAUUAUCGUUCAAAGCAGCUGGCAAAUACCCCUGCAGGAGACAGAAGAAAACUCCAGGUAACGCCUCUUAAUGACAGAGGACGCUAUGUUCGAUGAACCCAAGGAACUUACAAACGUGAAGAGGCAUUCACAAGGAACAUUCACCAACGACUACAGCAAGUAUCUGGAGACACGGCGAGCCCAGGACUUUGUUCAGUGGUUGAUGAACUCCAAGAGGAGCGGCUCUCCCACACGGCGCCACGCGGAGGGCACCUACACCAGCGACGUCAGCUCCUACCUGCAGGACCAGGCCGCCAAGGAGUUCGUCUCCUGGCUGAAGACCGGGCGGGGCAGAAGAGAUUUUGCAGAGGAAGGCAGUGAUGCUGGCCCUCAGCGUAGAAGACACGUAGAUGGAAGCUUCACCAGUGAUGUAAACAAGGUUCUAGACAGCAUUGCUGCUAAGGAGUAUAUACUGUGGGUCAUGAACUCUAAGCCCUCAGAAACAAGGUAA
Molecule: messenger RNA, 528 nt
Organism: Megalops cyprinoides (Indo-Pacific tarpon)
Lineage: Eukaryota; Metazoa; Chordata; Actinopteri; Elopiformes; Megalopidae
Product: glucagon-2-like
Exons: 4
Biological process (GO): response to starvation
Cellular component (GO): extracellular region
Molecular function (GO): hormone activity; glucagon receptor binding
Source: RefSeq, a predicted model, not a curated record